CAUACCUGACCCAACUUUUAAACAUAUUUAAAUCUGUCCAUUUUAAUUAUUGGUGUAAUGUUACGGUUGCUUUGUGAAGCAUACCAAUAGUGUUGUAAGCCUAGAGCAUGAAUAGGCAAAAUACUGGGUCAGUAGGGAAAUGGUGUGAUGCCAGCUAUAAACUGAAUGGCAAGUUUGACUGCUAUCAAUAGUUAGCCUAGGUUAUGUUAGCAACACUGAUACCGUAACCAAGCUAAACAUUCAGGGGACAUGUUGUUUUUCUGGCAACUAGUUAGCCAUUGAAUGAGAUUUCCGCCUGAGAUAAAGAAUUUAUACAUACAAAGAAAGAAUCGCAUACUUACUUUGACUGGCGCUCGGGGUCAGAAAAGUCCUCCAUCUUCCAAGUUUCUGUGCGUGGGGCGAUUGCAGCUGAGUGCACGCGGGAUUAGGGAACUGGAUGCAUCCCCUUUGCCCCCUUUGGCCUGGAUAUCGUCGCAUUCAUGUCGGCAGUGAUCCUUCAGGUGGGCCAGUGUGGAAACCAGUUAGGCCUGGAGUGGUGCGAGCUGCUGUGCAAGACCUCUAAACAAGUAGCACACAGGUCUCCCUUUAUCACAAAAGAGGACACAUUGGCAGUAGUCUGUGUAGACAGUGAGUCCAAAGUUUUGAAAAGAGCUCAUCGACUGGUCAAGAAUAAAAAGUUACUGGAGUCCAAUGUUGUCCAAGGAAAAGGAGGCAGAGGCAACAACUGGGCUUAUGGCUACCAUGGACCCAGAGGUGCUGAGGGGGAUAAGCUGCUUCAUGGGGCCAUGGAGGCUGUGAGGAGGGAGGCAGAGAAGAGAGAUUACUAUGGCGGAACUGUGAUGGUGCAUGGUGUGAGCGGGGGUACUGGAUCUGGACUGGGCUCUCGACUUUGUGAGGAGAUCCGUGCAGAGUAUCCAGUGAGUCAUCUGCUCAGCGUGUCUGUGGUUCCCCACCAGAGUGGAGAAAGCCCUCUUCAGCACUACAACACGCUGCUCAGCCUGGAUGCACUGCACAGGUGCUGUGAUGGUAUUCUGUUGUUUCACAAUGACCAUGCCCUCAGUGGUGUCCAUCAGAACAAAGCUGUCUGUACAUCUGGACUCAGUAGUGGCGUCUCCCAAGACACACUUUCAUUCAUGAACAGACAUAUUGUAUCAUGUAUGGCUGGACUUCUCUUCCCUGUCAAUAGCCUGACAACGGCUAGUGGUCUGAGUUUGGGAAUGGAACCAUGGGAGCUGAUCCGCUCAGUGUGCCCGAUGCCCUCUGCCAAACUCCUAUCCAUCACCCAGGCCAGCUCCAGAGAAAAGCAGAAAUGGGACCGUUUGGCAGGACUCACUCUCCAAUCUGUACCACAGCUCUCUCCUGCAGGGAAAUCUUACACCAGUCGGGCAGUUCUGGCAGUGGCAAGAGGCGACCAGGACAAGUCCUUUGCAACAUCUCGUGCCCUUUACAAAUUGAAGCGAGGGCAUCGGUGUGUAGCAUGGAACCCUUUUCCCAUCGAUCAUUGGACAGAUCCAUGUAAUGAGAUGACAGGCUCAUCAUCAGGAGCUGCUCAGCUCCUCACUGUGUGCUCCAAUCAUAGCAGUGUCACGUCUCUGCUGGACCACACGCUGCGCCGCUCCAAAGAGAAGAUGGAUGUGCGAGCUUACCUGCACUGGUAUGAACGCUACGGUGUGGAGACGCAGGACUUCCAGCAGGCUAUGGACACUCUGCUGAACGUCAUGGAGGAAUAUGAUGCCCAAUGAUCAGAGGUGUCAAAAGUCAAAGUUAAAAAAAAGAAACAGUUUCCUUCCAACAUAAGUAACUUAUCUGAGUAACCAGUAUACCUGUGUACUUGUCUUGUGAUCAGCUAACUCUGCUCUGGUUGGAUCAAGUUUGUGGUGGGUCCUUGUUAGGUUUUCAGUGUUUUUCAGUUACAACACAGUCUAUCUAUCUCAUUAGGUACAAUGGUGUAAAUGGUGUAACAGCUAUGUAAUGCCAUGUGCUGGUGUUGUAAUUACACCACAAAAGUACUUUUACUUUUACUUUUGACACCUCUGCCAAUGAUGACAUCAGGGGCCUAUACUAAGAAGCUGGUUCAGGAGUAAACCAGGUUAAGUUAAGAAGUAAAUCAUCUAAUCUAAUCUAAUUAGAUGAUAUACCUCUUAACUUAACCUACCGUAGUUGACUCCUGAACCAACGUCUUAGUAUAGGCCCCAGCACAUUGCGUGUGUUUGUUAUUAUUCAGCAAGGUGUUUGACCAUGGUUUUAUACGUUUUACUUUAUAUUUUUUAUAUGGAGUGUUGCAAAUUAUUUAUAUCCAAUAAAAUACUUUAUAUUCUGUA
Messenger RNA from Engraulis encrasicolus (European anchovy), 2321 nucleotides. Its product is annotated as tubulin delta chain-like. The transcript is spliced from 11 exons. NCBI's taxonomy places the organism in Eukaryota, Metazoa, Chordata, Actinopteri, Clupeiformes, Engraulidae. Bases 480 to 1742 code for a protein of 420 amino acids. Gene Ontology annotation, cellular component: cytoplasm; microtubule. Gene Ontology annotation, molecular function: structural constituent of cytoskeleton; GTP binding. The record is from RefSeq and is a predicted model, not a curated record. Gene Ontology annotation, biological process: mitotic cell cycle; microtubule cytoskeleton organization.